Molecule: messenger RNA, 1610 nt
Organism: Emiliania huxleyi CCMP1516
Lineage: Eukaryota; Haptophyta; Isochrysidales; Noelaerhabdaceae
Exons: 8
Coding region: 158-1399 (413 amino acids)
Source: RefSeq, a predicted model, not a curated record
GGACAACGUGCUAGCUGUUGCCACGAGCCUCGUGCUCCUCCUGCUCUUCCUCGGCACCAACUGGAGCACCAUCUUCCUCGGCAUCCAGGAGCGGUACCAGGGAGCAGAUCCCGCCGAUGUCCUCGGCUUCCGCAGCCUCAAUGUGAUUGUCGACUCGAUGAUCAUCCUCGUUGCAGUCGUGCUCGCCUUCUUCCUCGUCGGCGCCAUCGUCGCCGCCCGCCGCGUCGCCAAGAUCCCCACGAUCCGACUCGUCUCGACCAAGCAGCCCCCCGAGCUGAGCAUCGUGAGGGGCCUCACGUGGCACCUCUUCAACAGCCACAUCUGGUCGACCGGUCAAGACGCCGUCAAGGUCAUCAAGGGUGAGCUCGAGCAGCUGCUGCCGGACAUCAAAGUCUUUCUCGACGUAGAUGAUCUAAAAGACAUCGGGGCGCUGGAGGAGUACAUCCAGAGCUCGCAGGUCAUCCUCUUCUUCCUCUCGCAGGGCUACUUCCGCUCCAAGAACUGCCUCCGAGAGGUCCGCUCGUCGCUCGAGAAGGACAAGCCGCUCGUCCUCGUCCAAGAAGCGGACCCUGAAAAGGGCGGCGGGACGCUCCAGGCGCUGCGCGACGAGUGCCCCGAGGACCUGCAGCCGGCCAUUUUUGACAACGACUGGCCGCUCACGAUUUGGUAUCGCAUCGAUGAGUUUCAGCUCAUCUCCCUCAAGAUCAUCGCCGAGGCGGUGCUCCUCUGCUCGCCCAACUUUCUGGACAGGACCUCCCUUCCGCUCUGCGUGUCGGGUGAGCUCGAGAGCCAGUCGCUCGCCUUUUCCAAACCGUGCACGCUCUGGGCCUCGCCAGCCAACGCGGGGUCGCUGGCGCUGGCCGAUGAGAUCGCCGCCGCCUUUGCCCCAGAUCGUGAGACCGCCGGUCUCACGAUCUGCACCACCGAUGAUCGGCCGGCCAGCGCGACGCACAUGCUGCUCUACCUCAACGAGGACAGCUUCGUCAGCGACGAGCGGCUGGCCGAGCAGGUCAAGCAGGCGCGCCAGGACAGGCUGAAGAUCGUCAUGGCGCACGAGAACGACCCUGCGCUCGGCGGCUGCCAGUUCUCGAGGUUUUUCGAAGUCACGCCGCAGGAGCUCAUCGCCGGCGGACUCUACAAGGACCUGGCAAAAUCCUGCUUCCCCGGCCACCACCGCAAGGUGUCGCUCGUCCUUCUGGCAAAGAGCCUAGGCGCGACCCCCGCUCGGUCGCGGGCGGGCCUCCUCGCUUCAGGCAGCGUCGUUGAGGGCAGCACCAGUCUCGCGAAGCGCAGCCUUGGCGGACUCAGCCGGGUGUUCGCCAAGAUGAGCAGCCGCAGCUCUGCGGAGGCGCGCGACGUCUCUGGAGGCGAGGCGUCGUCGGUGCAGCAGCAGGUCUGAUCGGUUGCGCGAUGUCGUGCGCAAAACGUGCGGCAAACGCAAAACCUGCAAACACGGGACGAUUAGUAGAGCUAGCUCGCACAUGGAGCAUCCGUGGGAUGUAUGUGCGCGGCAUUCACAUUGUGCAUGUGUGCAUGUCACGUGCACGGGCAGUCCGGAUGGAGAUUAUGAUUUGCGUCGUGGGGUUCCCCUUCCAGCUCUUUCGUCCUGC